Messenger RNA from Lacerta agilis (Sand lizard), 1364 nucleotides. Its product is annotated as alpha-1-antiproteinase-like. Gene Ontology annotation, biological process: negative regulation of endopeptidase activity. NCBI's taxonomy places the organism in Eukaryota, Metazoa, Chordata, Lepidosauria, Squamata, Lacertidae. The transcript has 5 exons. Gene Ontology annotation, molecular function: serine-type endopeptidase inhibitor activity. Bases 101 to 1306 code for a protein of 401 amino acids. The record is from RefSeq and is a predicted model, not a curated record.
UGCUCACAUUGCAGUUUGCAUAAAUAGCAGAUCAUGAAGAAUCAGAGGCUUUCUAACAGAAGGGAAGGUUCUGCACAACUGCUAAGAACUGACCGGAAGAAUGCAGUCUGCCAUCUGUCUCUGUUUGAUACUGGCCAGCCUCUCCAAUGGGCACCACCUGGGUCCAGAUGAACAGAACAGCACACAGCUAGCUACUAGGCUAUAUCCAAAUGUUGGCCGUUUUGCAAUUAAAUUUAUGAGUCUGGCUUCUUCAGCCUCACCUGAUAAAAAUAUUUUCUUCUCGCCCCUCAGUAUAGUCUCCACCUUUUCCAUCGUUUCAUUGGGGGCAAAAUCUGCCACACGCACUCAGAUCCUAGAAGGCCUUUGCUUUAACCUGACAGAAAUUCCAGAGAAGGAGAUCCACCAGGCACUCCAUAAUGACUUUUCCACGCUCACUCGCUCAGAUUCUGGGUACCAACUUGAGCUAGGAGACGCUCUGUUUUUAAGGGAGGGCCUGGAGGCAUUACCAACCUUUCUGGAUGAUGUCAAGGCUUUUUACGCUGUAGAGGUGUUGCCCACGAAAUUCCAGGAGCCGAAAGAAGCUGAGAAACAAAUCAACGAUUAUAUAGAGAAGAAGACCCACGGGAAAAUUUCGGAGAUUGUCAAGGGUCUUGAUCCAGAUACCUCACUGGCUGUAGCUAACUACAUAUUCUUUAAAGGUGCCUGGGAAAAACCUUUUGAUCCAGCUCACACAGAAGAAAGGGACUUCUUUGUGAAUGAACACACAACUGUCAAAGUCCCGAUGAUGCACAGGUUGGGCUGGUUCCGGUAUUACUAUGAUACUGAAUUACAUUGCCAAGUGCUACAGAUGGACUACAAGGGGAGUGCCACCACAUUCUUUAUUCUGCCAGAUUCCGGAAAACUCAAGCAGGUAGAGGAGGCUUUCUCAUUAGAUACUUGGACCAAAUGGGCAGUAAAGGUUCAACGUGCUACAGCAUCUGUGUUCCUUCCAAAGUUUAAUAUUUCUGCCAAAUAUGAACUAAAGGAGCCCCUCAGCAAAAUGGGCAUUACUGAUGUCUUCAGUGAUCAAGCUGAUCUGACAGGAAUCACUGGGCAGCCUUUGAAGGUGGCAAAAGCUACCCAUAAGGCUGUGCUCACCGUGGAUGAGAAAGGGUCAGAGGCAGCGGCAGCCACUGUUGUGGAAGCCAUACCUAUGUCUUUGCCUCCAACCUUAGAAUUCAACAUGCCUUUUUAUGUGCUAAUGUAUGAAAGACAGACCAACUACACAUUGUUUGUGGGCAAAAUAGUAAAUCCCGUUCAGCACUAAGUGUCAGUGAAUUCUGAAUGCAGCUCUGAAAUAAAGCAUCUUGGCAACCUAAAGUUAA